UGUGUGUGUGUGUGUGUUUAGUCUGAUAAUCUAUUUUCACAAAUAUAAUAAAACAAUUUAGUCGUCAUCAUGGAUAAAUAUCAUUUUUAUCAAUUAAAUAAAAUUCAUCAUGAUGAUAUCAGAUCGAUAACAAUGUAUCAGAAUCCGGUGGAUGGUAGCCGAAAAUUAGUGACUGUUUCACGUGAUUCUGAAGCUAAAAUUUUUUCAUUGGAUUCUGACGGUUUCAUCGAUUUCCAUGCCGAUCAUACAUUCUUUUUGCCUACACAGAUUUCUACCGUUUGUGUUAUUGAUCGUUCCGAUUUGCCUACAGUUUUGUUCAUAUUUGGCUGCCUAAAUGGUCAUCAAUAUGUUUUUCAUGGCCUCGAACAAAAUGCUUCACAAUGUAUUACUCUUCAUCAAAAUAAUGUUUGUAUAAUUCGAGCCGAUUCAACACAGACACGUAUAGCAAGUGGUUCAUGGGAUCACACAACCAUUGUAUUCAAAUUGGACGCACAAAAUCAAUUGAUUAAAAUUAAAAUUGUUGGUCACCAAGAAUCGGUGAUGGAUGUACAAUUUAUUCGUUCAGAUUUAUUGCUCACUGCUUCAUCUGAUCGUUCGAUUGUAUUGUGGAAUCUGAAUAUAGUUCCCGGUGGUUCAGCACAACAACAACAAGCUUUUCAAGGUCAUGAAGAUUGUGUUCGUGGAUUGUUGCUAAGCAAGCAUGAAGAUGGCUUCUAUUCGAUUUCCAAUGAUCAAACUGUCCGAUAUUGGAAUAUGAAUAGUGGAAUGUGUGAACGUACUUAUGUUGGUCAUGAACAUUUUAUUUUCAAUAUUAAUCGAUUGACCAAAGAAUAUUUUCUUACUUGUGGUGAAAAUAAUGCUAUUAUCAUCUGGAAUGAACGACAAACAACACCAUGGCAGUCACUGAAAUUGCCUACGGUUACAAUAUGGUCAGUGUUAUCCACAUCAUCCAAUGUUUUCUAUGCUGCUGGUAGUGAUGGAAUUUUGUAUAUAUUCACCAACCACGUUGAUCGACGACCAGAUGAUCAAAGUCAAAUGCUUUUUGAUGAAAUGCUAGUGAAACAAACAAAAAUACCAUUUGCAUCAGUAGCACAUUUAAAAUUGUAUGAAGAAAAUUCUUUGGUCACUAUACCACCACGAAAUGAUAAUGAACGUCGAUUGAUUCGAUCAAUGUUGGAUAACACGAUUCUUGUAUAUGAAUGGAAUCAAUCAUGGAAACCUGUUGGUCAUGUGCCUGAUUAUAAUCAAGAAGAAUUUGAUCAUCGUACUGGUCGUGUUCCAUAUAAUGAUGAAUUUUUUGAUGAAGUUUUCAAUGUAAAAUUGAAUCAAAAAAAUUAUAAAUUACCAUUCAAUCGUGAACAAGAUCCAUGGACCGUGGUGCAAUUAUUUAUUGAACAAAAUCAAUUGGAUUAUGGUGCACUGACAUCAUUGGUACAAUGUAUAGUUAAUUAUGCUAAUUAUAAGCCGAAAAAAAUUGAAAAUGUCAAUCAUUUUCCCAUUUUUGAAUGUAAAUUAUGGCCAUCCAUGAAAAACUUGGAAGCAUUUCGUAAAAAAUUUGAAGAAUUCAAUUCAAACGUCGAAGACAAUUUACGUUUAUCGCCAGAAUAUCUUCAAAUCAGCAGUACGGAAAUACAAAAUCCUGAAACAAUUUGUGAAGAAUUAUGUAUUGCAUUCAGCAAAUUAAUCAAUUGGCCUAAGGAUAUUAAAUUCAUUGUCUACGAUCUAUUACGGGUACUGUUGACAAACAAAUAUUUCAAUACUUAUUUUCUUCAUCAAAUGGAAUCCAAAGAAUUCAGACCAGGAUCAGAAUUUUUCAAUUCAAUCCUACGUUGUAAUGGUGAUGGAAAUCUUUCCACACAAUUAACAUCAUUACGUGUUUUAGCCAAUAUGUUUGCAUCUGUACAUGGCGCUGAAUUUAUGUAUCGAAAUUUUUCGUACAUACAAUCAAAUAUUGUCAGAUGGAAAGAUUUGGUCGUAAAUAUCAAUGUACAAAUGGCUUAUGCAUCAAUUUGGUUCAAUUAUAGUGUAUUGUUGGCCGAUCACAAAAAACGUCAGAAUCAUCAAUUUAAACAAAUGAUAAUGGAAAAAAUUCAAGAACAUGAUGAUGAAUUGAUUGAAUCAAAAACAUAUCAGCCAUUAGAAGCUGAUUAUCAUUCAGUCAUCAUUAUCAUGAUGAACGCGUUUGGUAAUUUGAUUGCAUCGAAAUUUAAUUCACAAAUGGCUGAUUUAUAUUUAAAACGUUUACAACAACAAUAUACUAAAUUGUUUAAAGAUAAUUCUGAAAUUCGUUAUUGUUUACGGCAAAUUGAAAUUGUCUGUGAUCAAUAUUCAAUCGAUUGAUGAUUUUCUUUUUAAUAGAUUGAAAGUGAAAAAAAAAAAUUUCAAAUUUUUCUAUAUCUACCUUAGCUUUGUUGUUUGUGUCGAAAUAUGUGUUAUAAGAAAUUAAAGCCACACACAUUUUUUAUAUUUGAUAUUCA
This is a messenger RNA of Dermatophagoides farinae (American house dust mite), 2477 nucleotides long. Lineage: Eukaryota; Metazoa; Arthropoda; Arachnida; Sarcoptiformes; Pyroglyphidae. The record is from RefSeq and is a predicted model, not a curated record.